This is a messenger RNA of Pelobates cultripes (western spadefoot toad), 1613 nucleotides long. Lineage: Eukaryota; Metazoa; Chordata; Amphibia; Anura; Pelobatidae. The record is from the annotation of a GenBank genome assembly.
CUCAGAGACAGAGCCCCAGCACGGUGCCGGGUACGAGGUGGCGGAGGAGCCCAUCUGGAGACCCUGGCAGUGUCGUGAGGAUGUCGGCGGCAAAUGGAGAGUGGAGGAGGUCGUGGGAGGCAUUGGCGUGCGGCCACACAUUCCCGUCGCGGCAACAGGAAUGAGGCUCCAUCUGAACGGUCAGGCCGCGAACAGGAGGAUUCCCAUGUGACAGCACAUUCAGUUCGCAAACGUAGAGGUAUGGAAACUGCCGAAUGUUCGGUUUGCAAACGUAGAGGUAUGGAAACUGCCAAAUGUUCGGUUUGCAAACGUGGAGUUAUGGAAACUUCCGAGCGUUCGGUUCGCGAAUGCAUCCUUUCUUAUGCGGAUGAGUGUUCGACAGAUGACAGAUUUUUAUAUUUAAAAGAAGAAAAACUACCACAACAAGAGGACAUAGUCUUAAAUUAGAGGGACAAUGGUUUAAAAAUAAUAUCAGGAAGUAUUACUUUACUGAGAGGGUAGUGGAUGCAUGGAAUAGCCUUCCAGCUGAAGUGGUAGAGGUUAACACAGUAAAGGAGUUUAAGCAUGCGUGGGAUAGGCAUAAGGCUAUCCUAACUAUAAGAUAAGGCUAGGGACUAAAGAAAGUAUUUAGAAAAUUGGGCAGACUAAAUGGGCCGAAUGGUUCUUAUCUGCCGUCACAUUCUAUGUUUCUAUGAUUAUAUUGUUUCAGAUGCAGCUGGCCGUUCUGCAGGAGGGCUGCAACAUUUGGGAAGGAGACCUAAUCGCACAGUGAACAGCAGGAAUGAGGCAGGACGAACGGCAGACUUUUCAGCUGGAUUUGGUAACACUGGAAGUGCUGCUUUGAGUGGACGAGUUGAGACAUCAGCUGUUCAUCAGCCCAGUGAGUCGGCUCCCAACACCUUUGUUCCCACUUUUGUUAGCCCUAGGAUUUCCCCUUAAGUGGGUCCCAGUACAGGUCUGGUUGACAGCAGUAGGGUGGCAGAUGGUAGGCAUACGGCCAGACAAAUGGCAGCUGGGUCCCCUCUUGCCACUAAUAGACGACUCUCCAUAAUCUCCCCUGACAGGUUACGGGAGCGUAGGGUGUCACUUCCCAGGAUAACGUUAGGGCACCAUGGGGUGAGUCGGGAGGCAAGCAACAGGGAAUACGAUUACAGGGAUGACGCCAAGGGACAGCUCGGGGGGGUCUUUCUUCAUGGUGGGCGUUCCACGCUGCACUCAGGAGGGAAAUGUCAGGUUCCAUAGGGAUGCUGAUAGGUAUUGGUCUAGGAGCAGUUAUCAUCAGGGGAGGGACAGCAAUGGCAUGGUGUCCCUGUCAGGAUAUGCACAGGGGAGGAUUGAGUACUACUAGCAGGAGUUCUCCAGAGAGGGGCGGUGCAGGGGCUUCUUCGCAUGCCUACGGCCCUAGGGGUCAGGACGUCAGUGGGGGAUUAAGCCACGGGCCCCCCUCAGGAGUAAAGCAGGUCAGGGAUACUACGGCCAGCCUACCCAGGAUUUCUUCUCCUUACAGGUCGCCAAGAAGGUCGCCCAUGGAUCGGGUGAGAUCAAGCGCUGUAAGGUCGCGAAGAUGGUCGCCCACGGUUCAGGUUCACCGGAGCGCUUGGGUCGGGACAGCG